This is a messenger RNA of Erythranthe guttata (spotted monkey flower), 717 nucleotides long. Lineage: Eukaryota; Viridiplantae; Streptophyta; Magnoliopsida; Lamiales; Phrymaceae. The record is from RefSeq and is a predicted model, not a curated record.
UUAAUAACUAUGUUGUGAUUACAUGAACUUCGUUCUCUCAAGGUCGGAGAAUUGAUUAUUCCAACUAUAACAGAGCAUAUGAACACGUGGACUACGGUUUUUGGUUUCCACAAAAUCGAGGAUUUACACAAGAAAGAAAUGAAGUCCAUGAAUAUGUUGGUGUUUCCGGGCACAGAUAUGCUCCACAAGGAGUUAGUGAAGCAAGAAAAUUCCGAUGGUGUGAAGGUUUCUGAAUCAACUAACAAUCAGCCUCAGUUGCCUGGUUUGGUAAAUAAUUCCGAUAUUGAACCAUCGUUGGAGCAGAAGCAAAAUAGUGACGAAGAUGAUGUGUUGGAUUCUGGCCCUUCAAAUGCUAUUUGUGAAUCUGAUAAUAAUACUGCUGCAGCUAAUUCCGCUGAGGUGGAAAACGAGCAAAAAGAAGAAUCGUAUGCUAACUUAAAUUCCUCUCCCUCACCUGAUGAAUGCAAUAAUAGGCAAAUUGGAAAUGAGGAGUUUGAGUUUACUGGUUGGGGAGAAAAAUAGGCUACUUAUUUUUGUUUUUUGUUUUGACUAGACCGUUUGAAAUUUUUAUUGGACUAGCUUAUAUUUUGGUUUUGAAAACUCUAUUUUGCUAUGACCAAGUAUGGUUUUUGCUAUAGCCAAGUGAAGCUUAGCUCCUAAUUUUGUAUCGAAAAAUAUGAAGAUGGUAUUUAAUAUGAAAAUAUUGCUAUUUGUGAG